AUGGGAAAAAUGGAGGUAGAAAGGAAAACAACAGGCUUUGCUGCGAGAGACCCAUCUGGGUUUCUUUCCCCUUACACUUACACUCUUAGAGAGACAGGACCAGAGGAUGUACACAUAAGAAUCAUAUGUUGUGGAAUAUGUCACACCGAUCUUCAUCAAACCAAAAAUGAUCUUGGCAUGUCUAAUUACCCCAUGGUUCCUGGACAUGAGGUUGUAGGGGAAGUGGUGGAGGUGGGAUCAGGUGUGAGCAAGUUCACUGUAGGGGAAAUAGUUGGAGUUGGUUGUCUUGUUGGAUGUUGUGGAGGUUGUAGCCCAUGCGAGAGAGAUCUGGAACAGUAUUGUCCUAAGAAGAUCUGGAGUUACAAUGAUGUUUACAUCGAUGGUCAACCUACACAAGGCGGUUUCGCUAAAGCCACCGUUGUUCACCAAAAGUUUGUGGUGAAGAUUCCAGAAGGAGUGCCAGUUGAGCAGGCUGCACCGCUACUAUGCGCCGGUGUGACAGUGUACAGUCCACUGAGCCAUUUCGGGCUAAAGCGACCAGGCCUAAGAGGAGGCAUACUAGGGUUAGGUGGAGUUGGUCACAUGGGUGUGAAAAUAGCCAAAGCAAUGGGUCACCAUGUGACAGUCAUAAGCUCAUCAAACAAGAAGAAAGAAGAAGCUUUGAAAGAUCUUGGAGCCGAUGAUUACGUGAUCGGAUCAGACCAAUCGAAAAUGAACGAAUUGGCUGAUUCUUUAGAUUACAUAAUCGACACUGUCCCUGUUCAUCAUGCACUUGAGCCUUAUUUGGCUCUGCUUAGGCUUGAUGGAAAACUCAUUCUCAUGGGAGUUAUCAACAAUCCCUUACAGUUUCUCAGUCCUAUGGUUAUGCUUGGGAGGAAAGUGAUAACGGGAAGCUUCAUAGGGAGCAUCAAGGAAACAGAGGAGAUGCUUGAAUUCUGUAAAGAAAAGAAUUUGAGUUCGAUGAUUGAAGUUGUGAAGAUGGAUUAUGUGAACACUGCGUUUGAGAGACUUGAGAAGAACGAUGUGCGUUAUAGGUUUGUGGUUGAUGUUGAAGGAAGCCAACUCGAGGCUUGA
This is a messenger RNA of Arabis nemorensis, 1074 nucleotides long. The record is from the annotation of a GenBank genome assembly. NCBI's taxonomy places the organism in Eukaryota, Viridiplantae, Streptophyta, Magnoliopsida, Brassicales, Brassicaceae.